This is a messenger RNA of Monoraphidium neglectum, 2025 nucleotides long. RefSeq names its product Cryptochrome-1. Gene Ontology annotation, molecular function: DNA binding; FAD binding. NCBI's taxonomy places the organism in Eukaryota, Viridiplantae, Chlorophyta, Chlorophyceae, Sphaeropleales, Selenastraceae. The record is from RefSeq and is a predicted model, not a curated record. The transcript is spliced from 11 exons. Bases 1 to 2025 code for a protein of 674 amino acids. Gene Ontology annotation, cellular component: cytoplasm; nucleus. Gene Ontology annotation, biological process: circadian regulation of gene expression; entrainment of circadian clock by photoperiod.
AUGGUGCGCGAUCAGCAGAUCAAGGACGAGCUGCGCAGUAUGAACGUUGCGGCGCACAGCUUCAACGCAGACCUGCUUUACGAGCCCUGGCAGGUGCUGGACGACGAUGGACAGCCCUUCACAACGUUCAAGUCGUACUGGGACAAGUGCCUGGCGAUGCCCUACCCCCCUCCGCUGCCGCUGCCCGAGCCGCCAGCCCUGUUGCCCGCGGUGGACUGGUUCAUGACGCGUGAGCAGGAGGCGUCGGUGGAGGCGCUGUCGCACCGCUGGGACCCCUCAGGGGCUGAGGCUGUCCGUCGGCUGGAGGCCUUUCUGCAAUCGGGCCUGCCUAUGUUUGAACAUGACCGCGCCAAGACAGACCGCGAGUCCACAACCAUGCUGUCGCCUUGGAUCCACGCCGGCAGCAUCAGCGUCAGGCACAUUUACUACCGUGUGGCGCAGAAGCACACCGAGUGGCAAGCCGGCGACACCGAUCGCGGCCCGAGCUGCUUGGACUUUGUGCAGCAGCUCGGCUACCGCGAGUACAGCCGGUACUUGUCGUUCCACUUCCCCUUCAUGACAGACCGCUCCAUGCUGGCUCACCUCAGGGCCGUGCCCUGGCGGCUGGACCAGCACGCUUUCAAGGCCUGGCGCCAGGGACUGACCGGCUACCCUCUCGUGGACGCGGGCAUGCGCCAGCUGUGGAGCAUGGGGUGGUGCCACAACCGCGUGCGCGUGGUGGCGGCAUCCUUCAUGGUCAAAAACCUGCUGCUGCCCUGGCAGUGGGGGCUCAAGCACCUGUGGGACUGCCAGAUUGACGCGGACCUGGAGUGCGACGCCCUCGGGUGGCAGUACGUUGCCGGCUGCCUAGCUGAUGCGCACCCCUUCAGUUACAUGAUUGAUCUGGACCAGGAGUGGAGGCGUUUUGACCCUGACGGCCACUACGUGCGCCGCUGGCUGCCGGUGCUGAGCCAGCUACCAGCGGAGUAUAUCCACCAGCCCUGGAAGGCGCCGCCAGAGGUCCUCGAGGAGGCUGGCGUGGAGCUGGGCUUCAACUACCCAUGGCCCAUCAUCAGCACGGAUGCCUCCCGCGAGGGUGUUGAGUUUGCGUCAUCGGUGGUGGAGCGCUGCUACGCGCAGCAGCAAGAGCAGCAACAGGGCGGCAGCAAGGGCGCUGGAGGCACAGGUUCGGGCUCCGGCACAGGCACUGGAUUCAACCUCGCCCACCCUGAAACCGGCACGCGGGUGUGCGAGGCACAAGGGCCGAGCGGCAGCAGCGGCGGCAGCGAGGUCACAGGCGGCGGCGCGAUGCCACGCAAGGAACCCUAUCGCCCGCCCACUGACCCCGCGCUGAUGACGGCAUUUCUGGAAGCGGCGCGUGAAGGUGCCAGCUGGCAGGCGCGGCUGCCAGAGCUGCACGAUGUGGAGCGCGCCGCGUGCGCCGUGCUGGCCACAGGCGCGCAGUACGACGCCAUGCUUGUGGAGGGGCCACUGAAUGGUGGCGGCGGCGCAGCUGGCGCAUCUGGCCACCCGUUCUUCCUGGGCCGACGCGGCGGGCGUGUAGCGCCUGCGCCGGUUGCUUCUGCGAGCGGGUCGGCAAGCGGUGGCCCUGACGGGACGUACGGGGAGGAGGACGAAGAGGUCUCAGAGAGCGUGGACACAUUCACCGCUGACAGUGCCCCCGAGGUGCAGUCGGCUGGGGGCGGCGUUCGGACCCAGCCGCAGCGCACCCGUCUGCAGCGGCACGAGGGGGCUGAAAGCGAUGAGGUGAUGUCAGAGUCCCGCAGCGCCUGCACCAGCACCAGCGACGACGACAUAGAGGGGCCGGCUGACUCUGCGGAUGAGGUUUGCGAUGGCGUAGCCGUACCCCCGGGGGCCCGCGGCAGCGUGUCGCUUUUGACGGGCGAGAGCUGCAUCCGCGCCAGGCGCAGCGGCACCAAGCGCCUUGCAGCUCGACCGCGACCCAGCGGCCAAGACGACGGCGGUCACGCGGACUGGGAAGGUAAAGUCGUGAAGGACGGUGCGCGGGAGGCUAUGGUCGCUUGA